This is a messenger RNA of Acanthopagrus latus (yellowfin seabream), 2366 nucleotides long. RefSeq names its product ALG5 dolichyl-phosphate beta-glucosyltransferase (gene alg5). The transcript has 10 exons. Gene Ontology annotation, cellular component: endoplasmic reticulum membrane. The coding region runs from base 269 to 1237 and encodes 322 amino acids. The record is from RefSeq and is a predicted model, not a curated record. NCBI's taxonomy places the organism in Eukaryota, Metazoa, Chordata, Actinopteri, Spariformes, Sparidae.
CCUCAAACUGAUGAUGUGUCGUGAAGAAGGCUGUCACUUCCGCGUCGGAGUUGUGUUCAGUUGUGAUUGGAAGUUAAUGGACAGGGGCUCUUGUCUGGUGCCUGCACCUUUGAAACAUUCUGACAAGCUUGUAUUUUCUUGUUUAUCCUUGGAAGUCUGAGGACCGACGACGAGACACGGAAGCAAAGCCAGGAGAGAGCUAGCUAGCUUUGUAAGCUAGCCACUGUGACCGGUGGUCUGUCAGUGGCUGCAGGGUAACUCAUUGGAAAUGGAUUUCCUCUGUGAAAUAGUUCAAGGUUUGGUGGCGUUGGCAGCUCUUGGUUUCAUUGUGGUGGUCGUAAUAGCACACGUCACUGCCGGGAUGGUGAACCUGACACGCCACGAGAAGGAGAAGUACUUCCUCACCGCCACAGGAGAGAAGCAGCUCUUCCCCAGCCUGCACGACCCUCACUCCAGGGAGCUCUCCGUGGUGAUCCCGGCUUACAACGAGGAGCUCCGAAUGCCAGUGAUGUUGGAUGAAGCAAUGGAGUACUUGGAAAACAGACAGAAACAGCAUCCUUCUUUUACCUAUGAGGUCAUUGUGGUUGACGAUGGCAGCAAAGACAAAACCACGGAGGUUGCUAUGCGGUACAGUAGGAAGUACGGUGCAGACAAAUUCCGGGUCCUAACGCUAGUGAGGAACAGAGGGAAAGGAGGAGCUGUGCGGAUGGGAACUAUGAGCUCCAGAGGGAGAGUCAUCCUGAUGGCGGAUGCCGAUGGAGCCACAAAGUUUGCUGAUAUUGACAAAGUGGAGGCUGGACUCAAUGACCUCAACCCUAAACCGGAGAACAUGGCGAUCUCCUGUGGUUCCAGAGCUCACCUGGAGCAAGAGUCUGUAGCUCAGCGAUCAAUGUUUCGCACAUUCCUCAUGUAUGGCUUUCACUUCCUGGUGUGGUUCUUUUGCGUGAGAGGGAUCAAGGACACGCAGUGUGGCUUCAAGCUUUUCACACGCGAGGCUGCGCUAAAGACCUUCUCCUCUCUGCACGUAGAGCGAUGGGCCUUUGAUGUGGAGCUCCUGUAUAUCGCCCAGUGUUUUAAAAUCCCCAUAGCAGAGGUGGCGGUCAACUGGACUGAAAUAGAAGGGUCCAAGCUGGUCCCGUUCUGGAGCUGGCUGCAGAUGGGACGAGACCUGGUUUUCAUUCGCCUGCGUUACUUCACAGGAGCCUGGAGGUUGCGGUCAUCAAACAAGACUGACUAGCCAAUCAGACGAGCCCUGGAAUCAUAGCGACGGCCUAUGAUUGGGCGGUCAAACCUCUGGAUGAGGUGGGAUUAAACAACCGUGUCUGAAUCACUCACUGUAAUCAACAACAGAGUUCAGUAUCUCACAUCCUUCUCCGAUCCAGACGUGGCUGGAUGUGAAGUGAUGGCACAGUUGACAGUUCUCCACAGUCCUGCCUUGUUUUUUUUUUUUUUAGAAUUCAGAUUUCGGCUUGCGAUGGCCAACGUUACACGCACACUUCUGUUGCCUUGGCUUACAGAACGUCUGUAGGAAUGAUCCGUGUACUGACUUACUUAGUGUUUAUUUUGAGCCAAUCAGCUGUAAGCGAGAAAGACGUAGUAGUGAAAUGAGGAGGAUCUCAGAAUCUGUGUCAUGAUUCUGACCGGUAGAGUGAAUGUUGGUGUGUGAGAUUUCCAAAAGGGAGGGAUUGUUUUUUUUUUUUGAGGAGGAAACGGCCAUGGGUCGAUCGGCUGGAUGACUUGAACCAAAAUAAAUAAAUAAAUAAAAAAUGCAAAUGAUUUAUGAUUUUACCAUUUUUAAUGACCAACUAAUGUAAGGACCAAAAAGAUGAAAACAAAGGGGUAGUUUGAUGUGGAGAAGUGGAGCUGGAUCAUGAGUUGAUGUUGUUGGAGUUGAUGUUAUUUUUGAUUUACCACCACUGCUGAUAAAAGUACAUCUGACGGGAAAUGUUCAUGGAUAAGGUAAUGUAAUCAAGUUUUAUUCCUGUUAUGUUUAGUCGAGUUCUCCAACUGUUCCCCUCUCCAUCUAACAAAUCAUCUGGGAAAAAAAAGGGACAGGUGGACAAGUUAACAGGUCAACGGCAAACUUAAAUAUCGGUUUUCAGAGCAGAAGAUAACUGAUAAAGACAGAGAAAACUUUAAAACAAUUAGGUGAAGGGCACACAUUGCAAAAAUGUAACCAUAGAAAAUCAAGAAAAACAAAACAAGUUGGUUUUUAAAUGGAAACAUGCAUGUAAGCACACUACUCAACAAAAUGUAUAACAAAGGACUUGUACUUUUUUUUUUCCUACAAAAAGGUCAUAUUGUUGAUUCAACUUUUCAAAACCUUUUUUGUAAAAAUAAAUGUUUUUUUGUCAGACAAAACAAGA